GCCAGGCGUACUGUCGGGCCUCGGAUACAGAGCCGACCCAGUGGCGGAUAAUCAAAGUCUCCGACUCGCGGAUCAAACGGGGGAAAACGGGAAGCGUGGGAGCGGCGGGACGUAGGAACCGCUGCGGCUGGACUGUACUCCGGACCGGAGGUGGACAGUGGGUGGGAGGGGGGCAGAAAUGGAAGCUGAAGCUCACCGGGACUCCAUGUGAAUUUGACUAAUGCGGUGCUGGAAAGUUUUCGGUAGCGCGUCCUGGCCCGUCUUCAAAAGGCACUUCAGCCAGACGCAGCAAGAGCACAUCACAAAGAAUAUACAUCUGGUACACAAUCGUUCUUGUUGAGUUGUAGUCCGUUUUUCCAGUCAGAAACUUUCUGCGAGGUCUUCUGACUUCGGACAGUAAAGAUGCAGAGCAGUAUUUCCCACUCACCACCAGCCAUAGCUGUUGGCACUGGGUGAGGGGUAGAGAAGCCAAACGACAGGAGGAGUAACCAAGGUGGAGAUAUAAGCUAUAAACCAGACGCAACCUUUGAACGGCCGGUCACCUUUCGCUUCUCCCCAACACCUUCCGACGUUGAGCCUGCGAGGCAGGGGAACCGCAUGUGACUUUCAUGGCAGCGGCACUCUAGGGCUGCCAUGGCAGCUGCUGCCGCCGAUGCCUCACACUGUAUUACCGCACUGACGCCGGAGGAAGAGGGACGACGCACUGCCGCCAAGCUGUUUGGGAGCGCCGCCCCGCUGCCACGGACGGAGAGAGAGAGAGACCGGGGGAAAGAAAGGGAAGAGGACGGAGAGAAAGUAGGAAGAGCAAGUGGGAACGAGUGUCUGGUGUGCGGGGCCCUGUUUGUCACGCAGGAGAAGCUCCGGCUCCACACUUCGAGUCACACCGGAGAGAAGCCUUUCCACUGCUCACAGCCGCACUGUCCCAAGGCCUUCAGCUCCAAGUACAAACUCUUCAGGCAUAUGGCCACACACUCUCCGCAGAAGACCCAUCAGUGUUCGUUCUGUGAAAAAAUGUUCCACCGCAAAGACCACCUGAAGAACCACCUGCAGACCCAUGACCCCAACAAAGAGGCCUUCAAGUGUGAGGAGUGUGGAAAGCACUACAAUACCAAGCUGGGAUACAAGCGCCAUGUGGCCAUGCACUCAGCCACUGCGGGGGAUUUAACCUGCAAAGUGUGCAUGCAGAGUUACGAAAGCACACCUGUUCUCCUGGAGCACCUCAAGAGCCACUCGGGGAAGUCUUCCGGUGGCGCCAAGGAGAAAAAACACCCCUGCGAUCACUGUGACCGACGCUUCUACACACGGAAAGAUGUGAGACGGCACAUGGUGGUCCACACAGGGCGAAAAGACUUUCUGUGCCAGUACUGUGCCCAGCGCUUUGGCAGGAAAGACCAUCUGACACGGCAUGUGAAGAAGAGCCACUCACAGGAGCUGCUGAAGAUUAAGACAGAGCCUCCGGAUAUGCUGGGCCUGUUGACCACAGGAUCUCCACCGUGCUCAGUAAAGGAGGAACUCAGCCCCAUGAUGUGCGGCAUGGGGCCCAACAAAGACCCCAUGAUGGGAAAAUCAUUCCCCAGCGGGGCACCCUUUCCCAUGAGCAUGUAUAACCCUCACCAUCUCCAGGCCAUGUCUAAUUCUGGUGUGGGUCCUCCACAUCCUUCCCUAAUGCCCAAUUCCUUGUCUGCAGCUAUGGGCAUAGGCUGUCAUAUGGAAUCCACUGCGUCUAUUCAUCCACACUCCCAUCACCAUCACCACCACCACCACCAUCACCAUCAUCACCAUUCCCCUCCAACGCCCCCGCACCACCAGCCUGCGGCUCCCCAGCAACAGCACCAGCCCCAGCCAGCACCCAAAUACCAGCUGGGAUCUACCUCAUACCUGCUGGACAAGCCCUUGAAAGUAGAGAUGGAGAGUUUCCUCAUGGAUCUGCAGAGUGGUCUACCAGGCCCGGUUCCCUCUGCAGAGCCCCAUGCUGCUGCCUCACCCCCCAAGGAUGGAUUGGAGCCCACUUCAGGCUUGGCCGAUGAGCUUUGCGGGGAUCCCCUCCUGUCCAAGAGCCCUGCAGUGAUCGCUGAGUCUCUGUGUGCUGCUAACAUGGAUUUUUCCCACCUGCUGGGUUUCCUGCCCCUAAACCUUCCUCCCUAUAGUGCCCCUAUGAGCACAGGAGGACUGGUUAUGGGGUACACCUCAUCUGUGACCUCCUCCACUUCUUCCUCUUCCUCUUCAUCUCUGCACGCCGCCGAGCCCCAUGCUGCUGCAGUCGCAGCGGCAGCAGCUGCCGUCGCCACGGCACCUCUUACCUCUUUGCAACCGCAACCUCAGGAGCAGCAGAGCUCCAGCGGGGGUCUAGGCUUUGGAUCCCUGCACCCCCUUCCACCAGUGUUCAGCUCCAGCCUUAGUAACACCACGUUGCCUCGCUUUCACCAGGCCUUUCAGUGACAGAGGCAGCCUCUUCCCUGCCAAGGUGGCCUCCUCCACACCAGCACAAGCUCAGCUUGGAUAUUUCAGGUCACGAUGAACAAGGCCUGAAGGAAAAGUUGGAGAUUUAAGUUUCAAAAUAAAUGCGUAAAUGAACACUUAGAAGCCUUAAAUGAAAGUGCGCACAAAAGCUUUUGAUUGAGCCUUAAAAGGAAGUUGAAACCCCUUUGAGCAAAAAGGAAAAUAUAAGAAAAGAAGUGAAGCAGCUUUUAUUUGGGCUUUUUUCCCCCCCUUAUCCUAUAGAUAUAACAAUGUAUUAACCCAUGUUUUUUUGUUUUUCAUUUACUUCCCCUUUUAUAUUCCCCCUUUUUAGUAGAAUAGAGGGCAGGAUCAGUAGGCCUAAAGGCGUGGUACUGCAUACUUAAAGUAAUAAUAUAAAAAGAAAAAAAGAAAAAAAAAACAAAGAUAAUUUUUAGUGGAGAUUAUCUGUCUUGUUGUGACCCAGAAAAAUAUAGUUUGAAGUGGAAAUUUUGUUUUUACUUUAUUGUUCUGCCCCCAAACGUAAGAACAUGGUAGAAUGUUUCAUAUGUUGAGUUUUGAACCACCCAUGCUAACACUCUGAAUCGUCUCGAUUAGUUCGGAGAGGAGGGAGCUCAGUGGGGAAAAGAGAUGAACGGUAGUUUCUCCCAGACCCGCAAAACAACCCCAACCUCCAAAAUAAGUGCUCUUCAAAUAAUGACACGAGAGUUAGCCUGAUUUAGGAGCAAACACGGAAGAAAUACGUAAGAAAUGAUGAGCUUUACCACAACUUUUUUGUUGUUGUCGUUUCUCAAGAAAAGCACUUUUUUGUUUAACAGAAGGCACUUCGCUUCUCGUCUCCUCCCUCGUACUUUCGUAUAAAAGCCUCUUUGUGCGGGCUAGAAAAAAACUACAGAGCUCUGCGGAACGCCACUUAUUCAGAAGUCGACAUGCACGGUUUACAAAACUGCGUAAACCUUAAACCAGGAGAACAAAUUUUUCAUGCACUCUAUUUCUAAGAUAUGUGCAGACCCUGCAAGAGUCAAGAAACAGAACGAUGUCAGUUCUCACCACAUCAGUUUUGUAGUUUGCGAAAAACUCAAUUGCGUAACUUCCAAGUUGGAAUGACAGCUUUUCUGCAUUGAAAGUGUCUAAAUUCAGGGACUGCAUCCGUCAAAGGCCGCACUUAAAGACCGAUUGCAUCUAAGAGAUGUGACUGUCCAAACGCAAAGACUCCCCAUUUGAAGGACGGGCCGAGCAAAACCUUCGCAGCCCACCCAAUCCCAAGAUGCAUUGCGUGUCGAACGGGAAAUUGUUUGUUCUAACGAUGGCGGAUGAAGCAGGAAAUGAGAGUGAGAGAGGAAUACGAUUUUAAAUAUUUUAAUAUCUGGCGAUAGAAAAUUUAAAAGCCUAAAGCCGUCGUAUUGUUAAUCUUUUGUCAAUUGCGUUGUUUUUAAUAUUUGGGUUUUAAAUAAAAAAUAAUAAUUUAAUUAAUAAACAAGACAAAGAGGUAAUAAAAACGCUAUGUUCAUUUUUACUAGCUUGUGUUUAGCCCUGCUAUUGUUCCUAUGUGACACGGGCAGAGAUAAACCUGAAGGCUGGAGCAUCCGGUAACCGAAGGACCCAGCUUAUGUCCACUGGGAGACUUUCGGAGGACGCAGUCCCUAAAUUUGGAUGCCAACAGAAGGUGCACAGGUUGAAAACUUCUGGUCUGCAUUUGAGACAAAAAUGAGCUGUGAGGUGUCCAGGGCUGGCAGACAUGAUGCAGACAUGAUGCUGAUGUCAUGAUGCAGACAUGAU
This is a messenger RNA of Poeciliopsis prolifica (blackstripe livebearer), 4236 nucleotides long. It is a transcript of the gene plagl2, whose product is annotated as pleiomorphic adenoma gene-like 2. The transcript is spliced from 5 exons. Gene Ontology annotation, biological process: regulation of transcription by RNA polymerase II. Gene Ontology annotation, cellular component: nucleus. Gene Ontology annotation, molecular function: RNA polymerase II transcription regulatory region sequence-specific DNA binding; DNA-binding transcription factor activity, RNA polymerase II-specific. Bases 634 to 2439 code for a protein of 601 amino acids. NCBI's taxonomy places the organism in Eukaryota, Metazoa, Chordata, Actinopteri, Cyprinodontiformes, Poeciliidae. The record is from RefSeq and is a predicted model, not a curated record.